ACUGAUGAGAUACAAUGAAGACCAAGAAAACAUCCUCAGAACUCAACGCCGCUUUCGUGUGUCCAUAGAAAUGAAACACAGCGCAGCGCAUUUCAUAAAGAGAGCGCUGUUUUAAUGAGGCAGAGGUACCAAUGUAGGCACCGUCGAGCACGGAUUAAUCAGUAGCCUAAUUCGGGAGAAGCUUAACGCGAAACCUGAGAUAGCAGCAGUUCACAGAACUGCUACCGUACUAUCUGCAGGUACCCAAGGUGAGGUUACGUGACAGAGUCGAACUGUGAGAAAGGGGAGGAGCUGGCCAUUCAGACAGGCACAGAGACCUGAAGCAGAAGGCCCACCCACGCCCCACACUGCUGACUGAAAAGAAGGGUUACUGCUAUUUCCUCGGUGCCCCUUUCCUCCGCACACACUUUAGCUUUUCCCUGUCCAUCCCUUUUUUUUUUUUUUUUUACUUCUGUCAAAAGAAAAAUGAGACGCACCAAAGUCCUUGUCGCCAUGGUCCUCACAAGCAGUCUAGUCCUCAUUUUUUUCUACUCCUCCCUCAACUUGCAAGUAGUACACACCCAGAGAGCAUUCACGGUCAGCGUUCCUGUCAUCAGGCAGAAUGUCAGCUCAACAACCCGCGCCAAGCAGCAGAAUAUGACAUCAUCCAAGCCACAGAGUAAUGUGGUCCCCAUAACUAUCUCUGCAAACUUCAGGAAAGCUGUUCCACAGAGUAGUGCUUACUGGAACCGGAGGCAGAACUUCCUCCUGAAGCAGCUAGAUGCCAGGGUAAAUAUCACAGAUGAUGAAAGACUCGGCUGGUCUCACUGUAGUGCAGCCAGUGUGGAGAGGCUGCAGACCAACAUCCAGGAUUUCAACUCCUACCCAGCGCUGUACCGGGACUUCCUGCUUGGCAUGGAGUGCAGAGACCCCCCUAUUCUGAUUGACCAGCCAGAUAAGUGCACCUCAGAGGGCAGAGAAGGCCAGACCUACCUCCUUUUUGCCAUUAAGUCUGUUCCCAGGAACUUUGAGCGGCGGCAGGCGAUUCGGGAAACAUGGGGACAGGAGAGGGUGUAUGAGGGAGGACUGAGAGUGCGCACUGUGUUCCUCCUGGGCACAUCCUCCACAGAGGAUCCUGAUCUGGGACAGCUGCUAUCCUUUGAAGCCCAGCACUUUGGGGACCUACUGCAGUGGGACUUCCGUGAGUCCUUUUACAACCUGACUCUGAAAGACAACGCGUUUCUGCACUGGGCCAUGAAACACUGCUCCAGCGCAAUGUUCAUCUUCAAAGGAGACGACGAUGUUUUCACAAACACGCAGGCUGUGCUCACCUACCUGCUUUCCUUGGAACCUGAAAAGGCCAAGAAGCUCUAUGUUGGGCACAUUGUCUCUCAGGCCAGUCCUUUCCGUGAUGCCAAGAACAAGUACUACGUCCCUCAGACCUUUUACGAGGGGGCUUACCCCCCAUAUGCCGGAGGGGGUGGAUUCUUGUUCUCAGGGUCUCUGCUUCAGCCGCUCUUCAGGCUAUCUCAGUUCAUCCCCUUUUUCCCCAUUGAUGACGUUUACACUGGAAUGUGCUUCCAGGCCUUAGGAAUCACCCCUGAGGCGCACAAAGGUUUCCAGACAUUUGAUAUCCGGGAGCAGGACCGUGAGAAUGCCUGUGCUCACCGGGACCUGAUCCUGGUGCACCAGCGCAGCCCCCAGCAGACUCUGCGGUUGUGGAGGGGCAUGCACAGCCAUCUUCUAACCUGCUGAGUUUCAUACUAUGCUCUGUCACUGCCAGCUGUGAUCAACUUGCACAUUCCCACGCACAAUGCUAGAGGUAUGCUGCACAAACAAAUUACAGAACA
Messenger RNA from Megalops cyprinoides (Indo-Pacific tarpon), 1829 nucleotides. It is a transcript of the gene b3gnt2l, whose product is annotated as UDP-GlcNAc:betaGal beta-1,3-N-acetylglucosaminyltransferase 2, like. The record is from RefSeq and is a predicted model, not a curated record. Gene Ontology annotation, cellular component: membrane. The transcript is spliced from 2 exons. NCBI's taxonomy places the organism in Eukaryota, Metazoa, Chordata, Actinopteri, Elopiformes, Megalopidae. Gene Ontology annotation, molecular function: protein N-acetylglucosaminyltransferase activity. The coding region runs from base 466 to 1734 and encodes 422 amino acids.